Messenger RNA from Pecten maximus, 4791 nucleotides. Its product is annotated as delta(7)-sterol 5(6)-desaturase erg32-like. Bases 242 to 1255 code for a protein of 337 amino acids. The transcript is spliced from 6 exons. Gene Ontology annotation, molecular function: C-4 methylsterol oxidase activity; iron ion binding. Lineage: Eukaryota; Metazoa; Mollusca; Bivalvia; Pectinida; Pectinidae. Gene Ontology annotation, biological process: sterol biosynthetic process. The record is from RefSeq and is a predicted model, not a curated record.
GCUUUACGAUACACGACUGUUCGCAUUUUCUCUAUAUCCUACACAGACGCGUUUGUUUUAACAACCAGCCACCGUGGUCUCGGCAAUGAACAUGUUAUCAGGUUGACAAAAUGCAGUCAGAAGAUAGGACACUAAACGGUUCAGGGAGGGCUUGUGUCAGGAUCACAUUCAUACAUAUCAAGUAGCAGACUGCUACAACAGGAAAUUCUUUGCAUCACUUAGAGUCGCAUCAAAAUACAGAAUGGUUGAAUUGACGGAACAAACGAAAGAUGGAGCGGCGAAAGUGGUUUUUAUGAUUGUAGUUUUCAUCGCAGCCACAGCUACAAGAGGUGACUGGCUUCUGUUUGUUGUGUACCUAAGCAAAUCACAAUGGCAGACGUUAAUUGACACCUCCAGCCUGAACGAAGUGGCCAAUGUUUCCGUCUCUUCAGAGGACGUGGGAGUACUUGAGAGGUGGAAGUUACAAAACCUGCCACUGUUCCUCCUGUUAGCUGUGACGUCAUCGUUUGUCAUGUACUAUGGCGUUGCUUUUGGAUUUAUGUGGUUCUUUUACAUCAAUCGUCGAGACAAGGCCCACGAGUGGAAAUGCCAACCGACCAAGUUCUUGACGCCGUCCAAUGAGAGGCAUGAGAUUCUUCUUGGGUCUUCCAACAUGCUGUUUGGGUCAAUGGUGUCGGGAGUUAUUGCCUGUUAUAUCACAAACGGUGGAUACAGCAAGAUGUAUUAUGGGCUUUCUGAUUACGGCUGGAGCUACCUGCCCCUUUCAGCAUUUGCAAUGUUCAUGUACAACGACUCUCUAGCCUACUACCUCCACCGCUUGUUUCAUAACCCGUUUCUGUACCGGCAUAUCCACAAGGUGCAUCACCGCUACCAUCAGCCUACAGCUUUCUCUGCGGUAGCCAUGCAUCCGGCAGAGUUUGUCCUGUACCAGGGUUAUUUGGCAGCCAUCCCAUUCAUGGUUCCUAUACACCCAGCCGUCUUUGUAACUGUUCUACUCUACACUUACUAUUACGGACUGAUGGAUCAUUCCGGGGUGAAAAUGGACGCAUUUUGGCCAUGGCAACCGCCUUCGCAAUUCCAUGACAACCAUCACAAGUAUUUCCAUGUAAACUUCGGUUUCAACUCCUACCUGUUUGAUUGGCUGCAUGACACCAUUGACAAACCGAACAGAGAAUAUGCAGAGGAUAUCUUCGGAGGUUUUGGCCGACCUAAGACCGAGUCAAAGGCAAAAGCUAAAUCCCUAAAGAUGUCAUAAUUCCUAAAGCAGUUUUAGAUAUAUUUAUUUCGUUGUUUUAGUAUCAUUCCCGAUAGCAAAUGCUAUAUUUUUUUUCAUUAUGACGUGCACCAAUUCUCACUACAUGCUUAUACAUGCACAAAGUUUGGCAACAGGUUAAACGUUCAUUUUUCUUCAUAAGAACUGCUUCAAUCAUGCAUGUACAAAUACACUCUCUUACAUCAUGCUGUGAUCUUUUGUGAUAUUAUACUCAUAUUUACAUCAAUCAGCACAUUAAUGCAUUACUACAGUAGUUGAAUCAUUACCUUCUAGUCGAAUGUUUUCACGGUGUAAUUGUUAUAGGCCAAACAGAAUACAAGAAUCAAAAUUUUGCCAUCGCUUUGUAAUGGAUCCUAGCAAGUAGCACCAUCGUUAAAAUUGCGUUACUCGCUCUAAUUGCUUUUAAUAAUUUGAUUUCUUUGUUUGGCAAAUUCAAUGUAUUUCUUAUUUUGUUGUGUCGGUUACACGACAGCUAUACUGAUCUUCUCCUAUGUACUUAAUACUAUUAUUUGUCUUAUAUAUCAUAGUGAGUUUCAAUGUUAUAAAUGAUAAAUUUGAAUGAAGAUAUAUUUUCCUUCAAAGAAAAUAAAUCGGAUUGAAUUUAUUUGAAACAUUGACAUGAAUAAUAACAGAGCUAUUUUUAAAACUACAAAGUUGAAUGACGAUUAUUUACCCCAUCCGAAAGGAAUCUGACUGACUUUGUUAUUUAUUACAAAUUGGCGCAUGUAUACUGAUGAUAUUUAAUUCAGAAAUUUGUUUAUUUAUUUAUUUAUUUAUUGUAUAACAUAUAAAGAUGCAGUGCAUUAUACUCUGUGAAGAGUUCGGACAGUUUUAUCAAACGUUGCCAUAUUCCAUGGUUCACUGAACGUCCUAUACAUGCAAUGCUAGCAUAUUGUCAAUAGUAUCCAACGAUGUAAUGUAAGAAACAUAUCAUUACACAAAACAAACAAAAUAUUGUAGAAUACCUAAAAUCAAUCGAUAAUGAAUUGCCGAAUAUCUGCUUUGGAAAAGCGAGAGUGAAAAAUAAAAGUAAAUUCUAUCUUACAAAUGAAAUUCAAGUAAUACUCAAAAACCAUAUUUUUUAUUAAUUUCAUUUUAAACGCGAAAAAUAGAAGGAAACAAAUUUAUGCGGCAAAAAGUGCAUACUUUAUUACCAUGAUAUUUAAUGUCGCAAUUCCAGUUUUCCACGUUUGACAAGAUCGUGUCAUUUUGAAAGGACUGCUCAACCUAAUUUCUACUUUUUUUCCUGUUGUUUCCAUUGUUCAGAACACUGUUAUCAACUAAAUAUUUUCGAUAAUUACAAAGCAUAGCUUUGAUUGCUAACUUGCAACUAAACAAUAUUUUGUGAUGAAACAAGAUUCUUAUUAUCACUAGAGAUUAUAAAUUUUCAACUUCCAGUAAAAAGUAAAACAAAACUGCACACAAUGACAGAAAUCUUCGAUAAUAUCAUGGGUUGGUUGGUGUAUAAACCACAGUUUAAAGGAAAAUCGGCUGAGGGAGAAUAUCCUCCAAUGAAUAUAUACCAGAGAUUACUGACAGUUUCACAAUAAGUAAUAUGUUGUAUGAGAUAUUUAAUCUGAUUGCGCCUUACUUGAAUUAGAGGUUAUGUUUGAGUUACUGGAUAAUGGAAAUAUAGAACAGUUAGGUUUAUCUUAAUGUUUAAUGUUAAUUUGUAAUGAGAAAAUCAGAAAGUAUACUUGAAACAGCCAUGCAUGUAUGGUAAUUUUGAUAAUUACUUGUAUUUAAAGUAAAUAGAUGACAUGUAUUGCAUCUGAAUUCUAAAAAAAGCUUCUUUCCAUCUUGAAUCCAAAUCAACGAGCAAUUUGUAUAUUAAUUAAAACAUAUCAAAUAUGACAAAGGAAAAAAAUAGGAUUACCUGAUUAUCAAUGUCUCUGAAUGCUAUCAUGUAUAUUGGUGAACUAGUAUCCAAUACAAUGUAAUUACACAAAUGUAUGUACGCCAGCUGAUUAAGUAAGUGUACUAAAUCUAUAAAUAUAUAGGGGAUACGUAAUUGUCAAAACUUCAACAGUACAGAACAAUGCAUACACUGGUGUAACCUCUGAUUGGAUAUUUUAUUUCAUAACAUUAUAAUAUUAAUGAUAUUUACUCCCCUCUAAAGGUGGAUAUUUUAUUUCAUAACAUUAUAAUAUUAAUGAUAUUUACUCCCCUCUAAAGGUGCUACGUUAAAUGUCGUAGUAAUACUUGAGGAUAGCUGUGGAGAACUUUUAUGUAUACUUAUUUGUAUCAUCGUGAAUCUCUGUCUGUAUGAAGAAUUCAUUUUCUACCAAAAUGAAAUCUGAUUGAGUUGACAUGAGACGUUUGCAUAAUGGAAGCCACAAAUGCUUGUUAAGGAGGAAAUCGUGUCAACGUUUCAUACAUGAUUUGUAGUAUUAACUGGACUACAAUGGCAUGUUAAUUGCGAUUUUGUUUUGGGUAAUUUAUCGAACACGUUUAUUUUCUUAUGUUUGAAAUUUAAACAGGCAUAUUUCUUUGUUUUGGUGCACUUUGUUCUGUGUACACCAUUUUUAUUGGGUACUUUUGUCUCCUUGUUAUGUAUGUACUUUAUUGAGUUUUUUUUCUGCUUCUAUGUAUACAAGUCACUUUAUGCAGAACUUGCGUCACCUUUAUUUUGUUGUUUGUUUAACAAUUGUGUUGAUGCAGGAUUUGCAUUAAAUGUGACAAGACUAUAGAUAAUCGUCUUCAUUUUUUUGCUGCCUUUGUCAUAUUCGUAAAAAUCGUAGUACAAACUUGUAUGAUUAUGAUAGAAUUUAUAGUGUGGUGACCAUGUCGUGGAAAUAUCCCAACGUUUAUGAUUUCAAACAUCUAGAUGGAUUGGUAUACAUUAUAUCACUGAUUUGUUAACAAUAUUAUCAUAAAUAUGCACUGUUUAGUAUAAUGUAUCUUAUAUAUCGUAGAACGCCUUAUGAACAUGUGGAAUGUUACUUGCAAUGUUAUUAAUAAUAGAUUUGAAUGAAGAUAUAUUUUUCACCAAAGAAAAUAAAUCUGAUUGAAUUUAUUUGAAACAUAGACAUGAAGAAUAGCAAUUACAUUUGAAGAUACUAAGUUGAAUGACGAAUAUUUACUCCCAAGCGAAAGUAAUCUGACUGACUUUGUUAUCUAUGACAAAUUGGCGUGUAUGAAUUUUAAUUGUUUAAGGCUACAUGUAUUUGUAUAAAGAUGUAGUGUGUUUAUGAUCCAUCCUGCUUUGUGAAGAGAUCGGACAGAUUUUAUCACUGAGUUUAAAGUUAAAAAUUAAAUGUAUCCGACGUCGCUAUACUUCACGGUUCAUUGGGACAUUUUAUACAUACAAUACGAACACAUUUUAAUCCAAUCCAACAUAAAAACAAUAGAUUCUAAAAGUUUUUUUUCCAUAAAAGAGCGCGAGUACAGAUGAAGGUAAAUUCUGCCUUACAAGUAAAAUAUAAGUAAUAUUUAACCAGAAAUCAUUUAAGUUACUAUUCCUUUCUUUCUAAAAAAAAAAAAAAUAAUAAAAAAAAUAAUGAAGGAUUUUCAUAUAA